Anoplophora glabripennis (Asian longhorned beetle) is the source of this 736-nucleotide messenger RNA. RefSeq lists its product as uncharacterized. The record is from RefSeq and is a predicted model, not a curated record. Gene Ontology annotation, molecular function: nucleic acid binding; zinc ion binding. The transcript has a single exon. The coding region runs from base 1 to 621 and encodes 206 amino acids. Lineage: Eukaryota; Metazoa; Arthropoda; Insecta; Coleoptera; Cerambycidae.
AUGAUUAGAGAUGGCAGGGUGGUAAUUAUUCCCAAAGACCAGGAGCAGAAGGAAAAGAUUGAAACGAGUUUGAAAAGGAUCGAAGGUGUGGAGGUGAGAGAGAGGAUGACCAGAGAUCCGAUGGUGAUUGUGUCUGGGGUGGAGAAGGGGAUUACGGACGAAGAUUUUAUAGAGCGUUUAGCAAGGGGAUUUGAAAACAUGACGGCGACGGACGCGGCAAGUAUCAAAAUUGUUAGACGAGUGACGUGUCGGAAUCCGUGGAAAGAGAAUGUAAUAUUGAGAGUAGGGGUGAGACCGUUUAAGGACAUUGCAAAGAGAGGGAAGGUGGAGCUGGGCUGUGAGCUUCUGUUCGCGGAGGAGUACCUGGGACUGCCUCUGUGUUUCAGGUGCUGCAGACCAGGGCAUGUAAUGAGAGCGUGCAAGGAGAAGGAGGUGUGCUGUAGAUGCAUGGGCGAACACGACUCCAGGGAUUGCCAGAGUAAAGAACUGAAAUGCGUAAGCUGUUGGAGAGAGUACAGGAGGGUGGUCGCGCAUAGUGCAAGGGACCCCACCUGCCCUGCGUUGGGAAAAAUUUUAGUAAAGUCUAGGAAAUUGAUAAAUUAUGGUAAUGGGCAAAAUUAAGUGUUUACAAUCAAAUUUGGGGAGAGGCAGGGAAGCCAUGGUAUUGUUAUUUCGGAAAAUCAAAAUUGAAAGUUUGGAUAUAAUAUUAGUUCAGGAGCCAUAUGAAAAUUUUAGG